AAUGCAAUAACAUUUCCCCCUACAUCUUAUCCUUUCUCUGUCAGCAUGGCGGACGAUAACUUCGGCGCAAACGACGACUUCUGGCUUUUCGGCUACGGAAGUCUAAUAUGGAAGCCACCGCCACAUUAUGAUCUGAGAGUCCCCGGCUACAUCGAGGGCUACGUGCGGCGGUUCUGGCAGGUUAGCGAGGACCACCGCGGCACGCCCGAAGCGCCAGGACGAGUCGUCACGCUAAUUGACCGCGCGCAUUGGGAGACGCUUGUUGACGAGCACCCCUCCCCCCACCUCACCUGGGGCGCUGCGUACCACAUCCCCCAGCAGCACGUGGCCGAAGUCCGCAACUACCUCGACAUCCGCGAGAUCAACGGGUACAGUAUCCAAUACACGCCCUUCCACCCCUCACACAGCCCCGCCGACCCCUCGGUCCCAAAGCCGAUCAAAUGUCUAGUGUACAUCGGCCUUCCUGAAAACCCGCAAUUCCUCGGCCCGCAAGACCCCCAGGAACUCGCAGCGCAUAUCUUGAAGAGUCGGGGGCCGAGCGGGGAGAAUAGAGAGUAUCUCUUUAUGCUGGAAGAGGCGUUACUUGGCCUGAGUCCGGAGAGUGGGGAUGGGCAUAUUAGUGAUCUGGUGUCGAGGUGUAGGGAGAUCGAGGGGAAAGAAUACAAGGGCGACGACGGAAAGAGAGUAGAAAUAAAGAGAGCGGAUUUCGGUGGGGUAGAAUUGCAUAAGGUCGGUAGUACGGAGGAGCAGGAGGAGGUUGAGAAGUAGAGGUCUGUGGACUUGAGUGUCGCGUAAGGUCGGCAGAGCGGCGCCGAGAUGUUAGAGGUGUUGGAUGGAAAUCGUUGCAUUCGGUUUGAAUAAUAGAAUCCACCUUGCUAGAGCUCGUACGGUUGCGAAUAAAUGUAGGGUGAGAGUAGUGUGAAGCACACAGCUGAUGCUUGAAAAUGAGCAUUCGGUUGAACGUAAGGCCCCUUCAUUAAUCCAAAU
This is a messenger RNA of Mytilinidion resinicola, 987 nucleotides long. RefSeq names its product ChaC-domain-containing protein. Bases 46 to 768 code for a protein of 240 amino acids. The record is from RefSeq and is a predicted model, not a curated record. Gene Ontology annotation, cellular component: cytoplasm. Gene Ontology annotation, biological process: glutathione catabolic process. The transcript has 6 exons. NCBI's taxonomy places the organism in Eukaryota, Fungi, Ascomycota, Dothideomycetes, Mytilinidiales, Mytilinidiaceae. Gene Ontology annotation, molecular function: gamma-glutamylcyclotransferase activity; glutathione specific gamma-glutamylcyclotransferase activity.